UGUGGAUAUGGGGAUGGCCAGGAUUUGUAAAAAUACAUUUUUAUGAGGAGUGCUAGAAUCUUCCACAAACGUUCUCUGACGCUUUCCCACGUUGCGGAUGGCCGUAAUAAAAUGUGAUUGCACACCUGCCGUUAGUACCUCUGUACGUGACACAGAGCCUGUGCCUCAGCCAAUGAGAGAACUACUCUGCAGGUGACGUAUCUGUCACGUCACCGUGGGCCGGCGUUUCAUGUUACUGCGGCAGCGUCAGAUGUUCAGAAAUUAAAUUGUACAUAUCAGAGGGAACAGCUGUGAAGACAAAUCGUUUAACGGGACACAUCUGUCUGUUGAUAAUUUGCGGCUUUUCAUCGUCCAACCGUUCAGUAAGUUUAUUCUCAAGGAACAUGGACCAGAGGGACGAAAAGAAAAACCAGCAGUUCAGUAGUCCUGUUUGUGUGCACAACCCACAUCUGGAUGCUCUGAAAGAUGACAUCCUCUAUCACUUCAAUCUAGGAACUGGAAGUCAUAACCUAGAAGCCAUGUUUGGCGAUGUCAAAUUUGUGUGUGUCGGGGGCAGCCCCUGGAGGAUGAAGUCAUUCAUUGAGUUUAUUGCAGCCGAGCUCGCAAUGGAGGACCCCAAAUCAGAGUAUCCCAACAUCUGCGCUGGAACAGAUCGCUACGCCAUGUACAAAGUCGGCCCUGUACUCUCUGUCAGCCAUGGGAUGGGCAUUCCAUCUAUUGCAAUAAUGUUGCAUGAGCUUAUAAAGCUCCUUCAUCAUGCACAUUGCACAGAUGUUACAAUCAUACGCAUAGGGACAUCAGGAGGAAUAGGACUUGAGCCUGGCACGGUUGUCAUUACUGAAACGUCUGUGGAUGCCACCUUCCUGCCUAAGUUUGAGCAGGUGAUCCUGGGAAAGACGGUGGUGCGCAACACUGAUCUGGACCAAAGUCUGGCCCAGGAGCUGUUACAUUGCAGUAAAGAGCUCAACCAGUUUGAGACAGUCAUCGGAAACACAAUGUGCACGCUGGAUUUUUAUGAAGGUCAAGCCCGCCUGGAUGGUGCCUUCUGCUCCUACACUGAGGCAGAUAAACAGGAAUACCUCAUUAAAGCCAGAGAAGCAGGAGUCUGCAACAUUGAAAUGGAGUCGUCAGUUUUUGCUGCUAUGUGUAAGCUGAGUGGUCUGCGAGCGGCUGUUGUCUGCGUCACACUGUUGGAUCGACUGAAGGGAGAUCAGCUAAGCAGUUCUCAGGAAGUCCUUCACAGUUACCAGCUUCGUUCUCAGAUACUGAUCGGUUCCUACAUUAAGAAGCAGCUAAACGCCAAAGCAGAGCACAUUUGAAUGUAGUCGUUGCACUGUUGUGAGAGUAAACAUUUUGUUCAGAAUAUCUUAUAGGUUAUAAAUGUUCCAGCACUUAAAAAAUAGCCUACCGCAGUAGCUUUAAACCGCUGUUUUAGUAAUUCUUUACUCCAUACACGUUUUAAUAUCUCCAUGUAAAUUCAAAUUGAAAUUAUGCUGUGUAUUCAUACAUUGUUUGGUUGAUUUAAGGAAAAUCAUACACACUUUCACUUUUUACCCCUUUGUCUUAGUUUUCAAUUUACGUUAACUGAACAUUAAAUGCAUUUAGAUGCUAAAGUUUUAAAAUAUAUUUGAUUUAAGGCACUUUUCUAUAUUUAAGUUCUUGAUCCUUAAAACUUGAACUUAACCUGUGCUUUAACAGAAUAUCUUAUAAUGGUUUUUACAAAAUAUUUCUUCCUUAAGUGUCAAAGGAAUGAUACAGAUAUCAAGUAUUUUGUCUCAUGCUGUUUCUUUUAGCUGAACCCAGAAGUAUGUAUCUGAUCUAGACUGUUACUGUUCAAAAUGUCUGGUUGUGUUAUUUCCAAAAAACAAAAAUUGCAUUGCUUAGAUGUAAUUUUUCAUCAACUUAAAAUAACAAAUACUGAUGCUAAAAAACUGCAUGUGAUACAUAGAUUUUUUUAUCCAAUAAAAACAAUUGUCCCCACAGUA
Messenger RNA from Girardinichthys multiradiatus, 1985 nucleotides. RefSeq names its product uridine phosphorylase 1 (gene upp1). NCBI's taxonomy places the organism in Eukaryota, Metazoa, Chordata, Actinopteri, Cyprinodontiformes, Goodeidae. The record is from RefSeq and is a predicted model, not a curated record. The coding region runs from base 384 to 1319 and encodes 311 amino acids. Gene Ontology annotation, cellular component: cytosol; cytoplasm. The transcript is spliced from 8 exons. Gene Ontology annotation, biological process: uridine catabolic process; nucleotide catabolic process. Gene Ontology annotation, molecular function: uridine phosphorylase activity.